Molecule: messenger RNA, 1575 nt
Organism: Harpia harpyja (harpy eagle)
Lineage: Eukaryota; Metazoa; Chordata; Aves; Accipitriformes; Accipitridae
Product: protein phosphatase 1 regulatory subunit 3C-B-like
Exons: 2
Coding region: 109-1032 (307 amino acids)
Biological process (GO): regulation of glycogen biosynthetic process
Cellular component (GO): protein phosphatase type 1 complex
Molecular function (GO): glycogen binding; protein phosphatase 1 binding
Source: RefSeq, a predicted model, not a curated record
GCUGAUUGGCUGUCGCCGCGGCCGCGGGGUGUCCCGGCCGCCGGCGCUCCCACGGCUCCAUUGACCGCGCGGAGCCGCCGGCAGCGGGACCGGAGCGGGCGGGACGCGAUGAGCUGCGGCGAGCUUUUCCAGGUGUAUAGGGCGAGGGCCAUCGCCCCCCCGGCCAUGCCCGUGGACCUAGCCAUGCGGCUCUGCCUGAGCCACUCGCCCCCCAUCCGCAAGCUGCUGAACUCCUACGAGGAGCUGCGGGGCAACCGGGGGCGCAAACCCCUCCGAUCCUGUCUCAACCAGAAGCCGAGCGCAGAACCCGAGCCUGAGCGGCGAGAUAGCACCAAGAGCUCCAAGGGCCAGAAGAAGAAGAGAGUCGUGUUUGCCGACACGAAGGGGCUCUCGCUGACGGCCGUCCGCUUCUUCUCAAAGAUUGAGGAGGACCUCUGUGACUUGCAGCAUGCCCUGUCUGACCUCGCCUGCUUCCGACCUAGGCUGUGGGACUCAUGCCCAGAAGCGUGCAGGUAUGUGCUGGACUUCCCACAGCCCUCUGCGGACUACGUGACUUUCCGCAGCCGCCUACACAGCAACCUUGUCUGCCUGGAGAACUGCCUGAUCCAGGACCGUGCCCUGUCAGGGACAGUGAAGGUCAGAAACAUCGAGUACGAGAAGAAAGUGAUGGUCCGCAUCAGCUUCGAUGGCUGGAAGAGCUUCCGGGACAUCUCCUGCCAGUACAUGCAUAGCACGUACGGCUCGGCCGACACAGACAUCUUCUCUUUUGAGCUUGCCCUGCCCAAGCCAUCCGUCUCCCGCAGGCCCACAGAGUUCUGCAUCUCCUUCCAGUGCGGACAGAAGACCCACUGGGACAAUAACCACGGGAGAAACUACAAGAUCUGCCACGUGGGCGUGAUCCGCCCUCCCUCCCAUGCCGUGAAGGGUGCCACUGGGGCCUGGGAGCAUCUUGGCACCUCUCGGGCUGCUGCCCUGGUCCUUUCUCACCUGCAGACCUGGCGGCGCUCAGAGACCCAGGCUCCUUAUUGGUAGGAAGGCAGUGUGCGGAGAGGUGUAGGUCCCUUCCAUGUCCCGACUACAGUACAAGGGUCUUUGGGGAGGGGUCAGCUGCAGAAGAUGCUGCUCAUGGUUUUGUUAACUCCUCCAUGUGUUGGGCCUGCUGCUGUACAAGCAGCUCCUGCUCUCCACGGAAGCUUCUUCACUGCUGGCUCCUGCCGUACAGGCUGGAAGCCUGCGUAACUCCUGCCCAUAGGUUCUCGAGGCAACACUAUUGCGAGAGUAGGGGAGUGACAAAGGGACGGCUGCGGCCUGCGGCCGUGUCCGUCGGCCGCUUCGGGUGGGAGCCAGCCCUGUGAGCCGCGGGGGUCCCGGUGCUGCCCAAGUGCCUUCGGUGGGGUCUCAGCAGAGCUGCCGCUCCCGGGCUGCGGCAGCAGCCGCCAGCGGGGCCUGCUGCCCUGGGGGCGGUCCCGAGGAGGGCUCGCCGUGGGGGUGACCGAGCGCGCAGGCCACCGGGCGGGGCCGCCUCCGGUCGUUGUUGCUGUAACGGGGAGUUAAUAAAGUGACGGCGCUUCGCGA